AAUCCUUGAUCAGCACAGCAAGGGGGGCUGAUUCUGUAGACCAGCCUCCUGCCUCCUUCUUUUGCAUCAGAUGUCCCUGGGAGAGCCAGAGUAGCUGUGGAAGGUAGAGCAGAGUGAGCAUUUUUGUUGCUGCGAUGGCCAGGUGGAACGUGUGGCGCAGCCCUGUGGUGCCUCGGUCCUGGAUAGAGGAGCUGACAGCAUCAGGUGUUCGCUGCAGCAGCAGCGUGCCGGUGAUCAGACAUGCGUACUCGGGGAGCAGCAGCAUCGUCAGGCCUUUCAAUGAGAUUCCUGGACUGUGGAAGAACGGUUUGGCAAACUUGUACAAUUUCUGGAAACUGGAUGGCUUCAGGAACCUUCACCGCAUCAUGUUGCAGAACUUCAACACUUUUGGACCCAUUUACAGAGAAAAAAUAGGUUAUUACGAAAGUGUAAACAUCAUCAACCCUGAGGAUGCUGCCAUCCUGUUCAAAGCAGAGGGCCAUUAUCCUAAAAGACUGAAAGUUGAAGCGUGGACGUCCUACCGAGACAACAGAAAUCGCAAAUAUGGGGUUUUACUGAAGAAUGGAGAAGACUGGAGAUCAAACCGUGUGAUACUUAACAAGGAGGUGAUUUCCCUAAAAAUGCUGGAAAAUUUUGUACCUUUGCUGGAUGAUGUGGGCCAAGAUUUUGUGGCCAGAAUUCACAAAAAGAUCGAGCGAAGCGGCCAGAACAAAUGGACCGCUGACCUCUCUCAGGAACUCUUCAAAUAUGCACUCGAAUCGGUGAGCUCGGUGCUGUACGGGGAGCGACUGGGUCUGAUGCUGGACUACAUUGACCCUGAAGCUCAACGUUUCAUUGACUGCAUCACCCUCAUGUUCAAGACUACCUCACCCAUGCUGUACAUACCUCCUACUCUGUUGAGGAAGAUUGGAGCGAAGGUGUGGCGAGACCAUGAGGAGGCUUGGGAUGGGAUAUUUAACCAAGCGGAUCGCUGCAUCCAGAACAUCUACAGGCAGCUGCGUCAGGAGACAGGCACGUCAAACAAAUACCCAGGAGUCCUGGCCAGCCUGCUCAUGCUGGACAAGCUGUCCAUUGAAGACAUUAAAGCCAGUGUCACUGAGCUGAUGGCUGGAGGAGUAGAUACAACUUCUAUAACACUGCUAUGGACGUUGUAUGAAUUAGCCAAACACCCGAACCUCCAGGAGGAGCUGAGGGCGGAGGUGGCUGCAGCUCGGGCUGAAAGCAACGGAGACAUGCAAGAGAUGCUGAAGCGGAUUCCUUUGGUCAAAGGUGCUUUGAAGGAAACACUGAGGUUGCAUCCAGUUGCAGUGAGCCUGCAAAGAUACAUAGCAGAGGACAUCAUUAUUCAAAACUACCACAUCCCAGCCGGGACUCUGGUCCAGUUGGGACUGUUUGCGAUGGGCAGAGACCCCAAGGUGUUUUUCCGUCCGGAGCAGUAUCAGCCCUCUCGCUGGCUGAGGACAGAGAGUCACUACUUCAGGAGUUUGGGCUUCGGGUUCGGCCCCCGCCAGUGUUUAGGACGCAGGAUAGCUGAGACAGAGAUGCAGAUCUUUCUUAUCCAUAUGCUUGAGAACUUCAGGGUGGAGAAACAGCGCCACGUGGAGGUGCAGAGUACCUUUGAGCUCAUUCUCUUGCCAGAAAAACCCAUAAUAUUGACUUUGAAACCUCUCCAAGCUAGUCGGUAACUUCAAGUUUAGGGGGGGAAAAAAAGUGGUGCAUGGUAAGUAAAGCUCAUUACCAAGACUUUUAUCACAGGUAUUUGUGAUAAAGGGCUUCAUGAGGCACCACAAUAUAAACACUGAAUAAAAUCUUCCAACUUAGGGCCUGACGAGAGCAAGAAAAAAACAUUAGGAAAGAAAAAGCUAAAAACGGGGAUGAAAAAUUACCUCAGCAAUUCCAUGACUAGUAAACAAAGUAUUUAUAUGUAUUGUAUAUUGCUUAAUGAAUAAUUUGAUUAAGGAUGGACAUGUAGUCUGUGUGCACAAUAUCUUGGAAAACUGGAAUGUUGUACAUUUAUUCCACCUGUACAUGGCAUAAACAUUUUAUUUUCUGUACAAACCAGUGAUAAAUAAACAAUAGAACUGA
This is a messenger RNA of Stegastes partitus (bicolor damselfish), 2085 nucleotides long. Its product is annotated as cholesterol side-chain cleavage enzyme, mitochondrial. Bases 135 to 1685 code for a protein of 516 amino acids. Gene Ontology annotation, cellular component: mitochondrial inner membrane. Gene Ontology annotation, biological process: cholesterol metabolic process; cellular response to peptide hormone stimulus; glucocorticoid biosynthetic process. The record is from RefSeq and is a predicted model, not a curated record. Gene Ontology annotation, molecular function: oxidoreductase activity, acting on paired donors, with incorporation or reduction of molecular oxygen; iron ion binding; heme binding. NCBI's taxonomy places the organism in Eukaryota, Metazoa, Chordata, Actinopteri, Pomacentridae. The transcript is spliced from 9 exons.